CAACUCUCAACACAAUGAGAAGUACAACCACUUAUCUGCACCGCGCAAAUUUGCGUCUAUGUCGCUUGAUUUCAAGCGAGGGGAAUUUCUUCGCUGGGGUGUCGGCUCAAAAUCCCAAGGCCAUUAAACCUGGCUAAGUGACGCUGGAAAGAUACCCCACAUGGACCGUCACCCCUCCAAGGCUGGUUUAUGAAGUUGCAAAAUGUCGGCUCUCAGAGUGAGCAUGGGCUCACUGCACCCCCCUCGAAGCGUCCAGCAAAUCACCAAAGCUGCUCAGGACUAUGAAUAUGACGCCCAGAUUCCCCUACGAUACUGGCUCCGGUCUGCCCAAGCGAUGCUGAAAGAGGCAGAGGUAUAUGUCCGUGAAGGCGACGAAGAGACGACGUACCUUCUGCUUUUCCGACAUGCUCACCUUAUCCUGUCACAGUUGCCGGCUCACCCGCAAGCAAGGGAUAAAGCGAAUAAACUGCUGUUGAAAGAGGCGGAGAAAGAAGUCAACGCGAACUUCAAGGUCCUAGAUUUGCUGAAGCCCCGAAUCAACGAGCGGUAUGAGCGCUACGUCAAGCUCAUCAAGGAGAGGGAGGCAAGGCGGAGUGCACAGGCGCAGAACCAGUACACCAAUGACCCUCCUAGUCCGCGGCCGGCGCAGGCACAAAGGCCCCAACAACUCCAGGCACAUGAAAACAAAGAGCUAGCAGUCAGACUCUUGCAGAAGGAGAUCUCUAGGAGAGCUGCGAGUCGACAGGCGACCCAGACGUCUGGGAACGAUGCAGAGGACCUGUCCCGAAGGCUGCAAGAAAUUCGAGCUCGCGUUGAGGGAAGAUCAAAUUUCUUUUCGCCGGGCUCAGAGACGAGACCACUUGGAUCUAUGGGCAGCAAUGUGACAUAUCAGUAUCCAACCGUUCCCGCGCAUCAUAAUCAGCCUGCGCUAGGCACUCCAUCACCUCUCGUAUCAUCUCCCAGCGUCCCGAGAGGCCUUCCGGUGUCACCUCCUGCAUUACCGCCGAAGCCUGGCGGCAGUGUGGCGGGGGUGCCGCCUCGUCCAGAAAAAGUGGCGGAUCAACAACCUGCAGCAAGAUCACAGACACCGGAACCAGUCCAUAUUUUUGCCCCUGCAGCCUAUCUCGAAAAUGGGACGCCAUUACGGACCGUAUUUCUUCCGCCAACCUUGCGGACGACGUUUCUGAGACUGGCUCACAAAAACACGUUGGCGAAUUUGGAGACGUGCGGCUUCCUAGGUGGGACGCUGAUCGCCAACGCCUUUUUCAUUAGUCGGCUCAUUAUUCCCUCACAAACGGCGACAUCGGAUACGUGUGAGAUGACGAAUGAAUCACAGCUCUUUGACUAUGUGGACUCGGAGGACCUUAUGAUUCUCGGCUGGAUACAUACCCAUCCGACGCAGACGUGUUUUAUGAGUAGCCGAGACUUACAUACCCACGCGGGAUACCAGAUGAUGCUUGCGGAGAGCGUUGCGAUUGUGUGUGCGCCGAGCAAAGGAGACACAACCCACGGUGGCGACUGGGGAGUAUACCGUCUAACCGACCCUCCAGGAAAGAAGACCAUUCUAAGCUGUGAACAGCCAGGAAUCUUCCACCCGCACAAUGUUGAGAACAUCUACACAGACGCGCUCCGACCAGGGCAUGUCGUAGAGGCUAGAGGGAUGGAAUUUGAAGUGGUGGAUCUUCGAGAUAAGUGAUGCCGCCUUGAGGCCUGACGGUGGAAAGCCUGGCUCGCAACAAUGUGCCAAAAAUGGGCUACAAUGGGUCGGUCUAUUUGCAUGGGGCUUUCGAACUCAGAUAUGGGGCAAGGGAUUACAAUCAACAACUGCACGCACAAGGUGCUGGGACGCGACUUGCUUAUAUCUUCUUGGCUUGAUAUUGGCAUUGAUGCACGCCGUAUGGAGUGCUGGCUGAUUGUUAUGGAGAUGAAUAGAUGAUUGUGUGUUGUGAUGGCCUCGAGGACAAGUUACCCGGUACUCCAUAUAUGUUCCAGAAAUACCUGCUCGAUUGCAAGCCAUGGCGCACAACUUCGCGGGUGUCAGCGGAGUCUACACCCAGCCAAGCCAGAUUCUGCC
This is a messenger RNA of Cladophialophora immunda, 2074 nucleotides long. RefSeq lists its product as uncharacterized. Gene Ontology annotation, cellular component: endosome; membrane. The transcript is spliced from 2 exons. Gene Ontology annotation, biological process: protein K63-linked deubiquitination. The record is from RefSeq and is a predicted model, not a curated record. Lineage: Eukaryota; Fungi; Ascomycota; Eurotiomycetes; Chaetothyriales; Herpotrichiellaceae. The coding region runs from base 203 to 1696 and encodes 497 amino acids. Gene Ontology annotation, molecular function: protein binding; K63-linked deubiquitinase activity; metal-dependent deubiquitinase activity.